AUGAGACCAAUUUUACUGAAGGGACAUGAGCGUCCUCUGUCUCAGGUCAAAUUCAACAGAGAUGGAGACUUGCUAUUUUCGGUCUCCAAGGAUUCGGUAGCAAGUAUUUGGUACUCUAGUAAUGGUGAAAGAUUGGGUACUUUGAAUGGCCACUCAGGUGCUAUUUCUGCAAUCGAUAUAGAUCCGACGACGACCUUUGCCAUCACAGGAAGCGCCGACUUCUCUGCAAAAUUGUGGAGAGUGGAAACCGGAGAAUGCAUAUUCACUUGGAACACGGUCACUCCUGUCAGAGGAGUAGAGUUCAACAAAGAUGCAUCAAAGGUUUUGGUCUUAACUGCAGAGGUCAUGGGACACCCUGGUACUAUUUCCAUUUACCCAGUGGAUUUCACAAAAGAAGAACAGUCUACUGAACCAUUAUUAGUGAUCAAGAGACAGCCAGAACUUGGUGUUUUCACUGUUGCCGGUUGGUCAUAUGGAGACAAAUAUAUCAUUGCUGGACACAACGAUGGGUCUAUUUCUAAGAUUGAUGCUGAAACCGGAGAGUUCUUAGAGACUGCCAAAUACCAUGAGGGUAUUGUGACCGACUUACAAUUUUCUCCUGACAGAACAUAUUUCAUCACUUCUUCAAAAGACCAAUCUGCUGUAUUGGUCGAUGUGUUGGAGUUCAAACUACUAAAACAAUAUCAAGCCAAGGCUCCUGUCAACUCAGCUGUAAUCACCCCUGUAAAGGAUUACAUUAUCCUCGGAGGUGGUCAAGAUGCCAAAGAUGUCACUACCACUAAAUCUGCUGAUGGUAAGUUUGAGAGUAAAAUAUUCCACAAGAUUUUCAAAGAUGAAAUAGGGCGUAUUAAAGGUCACUUCGGUCCUAUUAACACGAUCGCCAUCCACCCCAAAGGUACUGGGUUUGCCUCUGGGGGAGAAGAUGGUUAUGUCAGAUUACAUCAUUUCGACCAACCAUACUUUGACUUCCAAUACGACGUGGAGAAGACUGCUGCUGCUACCAACAAGGCUUCUUUACAGACUGCCUCUUAG
This is a messenger RNA of Komagataella phaffii GS115, 1032 nucleotides long. Its product is annotated as Subunit of the core complex of translation initiation factor (eIF3). Gene Ontology annotation, molecular function: translation initiation factor activity; protein binding; RNA binding. Gene Ontology annotation, biological process: cytoplasmic translational initiation. The transcript has a single exon. The record is from RefSeq and is a predicted model, not a curated record. NCBI's taxonomy places the organism in Eukaryota, Fungi, Ascomycota, Pichiomycetes, Pichiales, Pichiaceae. The coding region runs from base 1 to 1032 and encodes 343 amino acids. Gene Ontology annotation, cellular component: cytoplasm; eukaryotic translation initiation factor 3 complex, eIF3m.